Lipotes vexillifer (Yangtze River dolphin) is the source of this 1653-nucleotide messenger RNA. RefSeq names its product DnaJ heat shock protein family (Hsp40) member C1 (gene DNAJC1). Bases 1 to 1653 code for a protein of 550 amino acids. The record is from RefSeq and is a predicted model, not a curated record. The transcript has 12 exons. Gene Ontology annotation, cellular component: endomembrane system. Lineage: Eukaryota; Metazoa; Chordata; Mammalia; Artiodactyla; Lipotidae.
AUGACGGCGCCCUGCUGCCGGCUGGCCCGGCUUCCUCCGCGCCGCCGGCUACGGCUCCGGCUCCGGCUCGUGCCGUUCCCGCCGCCGCUGCUGUUGCUGCUGCUGGCGGCCGCGGGGCCGGCGCGCGGCUGGGAGAGCGGAGACCUGGAGUUGUUUGACUUGGUGGAGGAGGUGCAGCUCAACUUCUACCAGUUCCUCGGGGUGCAGCAGGAUGCUUCAUCUGCAGACAUCAGAAAAGCAUAUCGUAAGCUUUCACUAACUUUGCAUCCAGACAAGAAUAAAGAUGAAAAUGCAGAAACUCAGUUUAGACAAUUGGUGGCCAUUUAUGAAGUUUUAAAGGAUGAUGAACGAAGGCAGAGGUAUGAUGAUAUUCUGAUCAAUGGACUUCCAGAUUGGCGACAGCCUGUAUUCUACUACAGGCGGGUGAGAAAAAUGAGCAAUGCUGAGCUGGCAUUACUUUUGUUCAUAAUUCUCACAGUGGGUCAUUAUGCUGUGGUUUGGUCAAUCUACCUGGAAAAACAACUGGAUGAACUGCUUAGUAGAAAAAAGAGAGAAAAGAAAAAAAAGACAGGUGGCAAGACUGUGGAUGUAUCAAAACUUGGUGCUUCAGAAAAAAAUGAAAGAUUACUGGUGAAACCACAGUGGCAUGAUUUGCUCCCCUGCAAGCUGGGAAUUUGGUUUUGCCUUACACUAAAAGCAUUGCCUCAUCUAAUCCAGGAUGCUGGGCAGUUUUAUGCUAAAUAUAAAGAAACAAGAUUGAAGGAAAAGGAAGAUGCAUUGACUAGAGCUGAACUUGAAACACUUCAAAAGCAGAAGAAAGUUAAAGUAAAAAAACCAAAACCUGAAUUUCCUGUAUAUACGCCUUUAGAAAGUACAUAUAUUCAAUCUUAUGAUCAUGGAACUUCUAUAGAAGAAAUUGAGGAACAAAUGGAUGAUUGGCUGGAAAACAAAAACAGAACACAGAAAAAACAGGCACCGGAAUGGACAGAAGAGGACCUCAGCCAGCUGACAAGAAGUAUGGUUAAGUUCCCAGGAGGAACCCCAGGUCGAUGGGAAAAGAUUGCCCACGAAUUGGGUCGAUCGGUGACAGAUGUGACAACCAAAGCCAAGCAACUGAAGGAUUCAGUUACCUGCUCCCCAGGGAUGGUCAGACUCUCCGAACUCAGAUCCACAGCCCAGAACUCCCGGCCCCCCAAGGCCGCCACCACCUUGCCGGACGAUAUCGUCACUCAGCGGGAGGAGGCCAAGCAGGCUGGGGAGCUGGAGGAGGAGGACGGCGAGGAGGAGGCCGAGCCGGAGGCCGCGGAGCAGAGCCGGCCUCGGAGGCGCAGGCCAGCCCGGCCGCCCGAGCCGGAAGAGAAGGUCCGGGGAAAGAGGCAGAAGGACUUCGACAUGUCGGAACAGCACGAGUCCAGCGACGAUGAGAGCCAGAAGAGAGAGAGAGAGCGAGCGCGAGCGCGAGCCGCGGAGGAGCCCUGGACUCAGAGCCAACAGAAGCUUCUGGAGUUAGCAUUACAGCAGUACCCAAAGGGAUCCUCUGACCGCUGGGACAAAAUCGCCAAGUGUGUCCCGUCCAAGAGUAAGGAAGACUGUAUCGCUAGAUACAAGCUGCUGGUUGAACUGGUCCAAAAGAAAAAACAAGCUAAAAGCUGA